AUGUAUUAAAAGUUUGAAACUACUCCCUUUUCAUAAUUUAGAUAAUAAUACUUUAAUAACUUAAGAGCGCAAUAAUGUUUGUUACCUGCGUUAGAAGAACUUUGUGGAGGAUGUAUUAAGAUAUAAUAAUAAAAUCAGGGACUUAAGAGACAUUAAAAUCAAUAUUAUAGAAAUUGACAAAAAAGAACUAAGCUCCAUUACCAUUAUUUUUUGAUUCAUCUUAAGCUAUGGAUUCAAUCUCAAAUAAAAAGUAAGCUUUGGCCACAGUAUUUUAAUAAUUUGAUUCCAGAGGAAUAGGAAGAAUUGAUGCUACAGAAUUAUUUUCAGUUAUGCUUCUUCUGUCAACAGGAGAAAUUAGUUAAAUAUUUUAUAGUAAUAUAGAUUUUAAUAUGAAUAGAUAUUGCUGUGAUUUUUGGUUCAGAUAAAACAAAUCAUAUAACUUCAGAUGAAUUUUUCUUUUUUAUUGAUUGUUUAUUUAGAGGAAUCUCUAAGGUGUUGAUUUGUAAGGGAGAAAACAAACCUUCCAAUUUAAAUAAAAGAUUGAGUGAUUAAGACAUUAAUAAGUUUAUGUAGUAAAUUUUUAAGGGAUAGCAAAAAGUAAAUAAAGAUGAAUUAUAUGCGUAAUAAUAAUUACAAAUAAAAAUAGCUCUGUAAAAUAAAGUCAAUAAUUAUACGAGUUUAUAGAAUAUAUUUCAACUUCAAUGCAAGCAUCUAUGGAAUAUACAAGAUAAUAAUCAUUAUUAAUGAUGAAAAUAACAAUGGAAGUUAAAAAAUUAAUGGCUUAGAUGUUAUCUUAAAUAGAUGGAACUGCCAAAAAGUGA
Molecule: messenger RNA, 821 nt
Organism: Paramecium sonneborni
Lineage: Eukaryota; Ciliophora; Oligohymenophorea; Peniculida; Parameciidae
Source: the annotation of a GenBank genome assembly